Messenger RNA from Synchiropus splendidus (mandarinfish), 2658 nucleotides. It is a transcript of the gene tfec, whose product is annotated as transcription factor EC. Gene Ontology annotation, cellular component: nucleus. Lineage: Eukaryota; Metazoa; Chordata; Actinopteri; Syngnathiformes; Callionymidae. Bases 183 to 1661 code for a protein of 492 amino acids. Gene Ontology annotation, molecular function: protein dimerization activity; RNA polymerase II cis-regulatory region sequence-specific DNA binding; DNA-binding transcription factor activity, RNA polymerase II-specific. Gene Ontology annotation, biological process: regulation of transcription by RNA polymerase II. The transcript is spliced from 8 exons. The record is from RefSeq and is a predicted model, not a curated record.
AUGGAUAAGACGCUUGGAGAAGAAGAUGAAAACGAGGACGAAGGAGAACGGGUCCGUGGGAGCACCCGGAAUGAGGUGUCGGGAACUCCGAUAAGAGGUAUGGUGUGUGCAGCAGUUCUGACAGCACGGAGGGGUGAGACUCAGCGAGGGAAGUGGGGCUCGGGCAGAUAACCCGGCAGAAUAUGCUGAUCUGGCGUCAGGAAGCACAGAGUUUGUGGCGUUGCAUGAACUUUCUGAGUGGACCCCAAACACCAGCGCAGCAGUUUCUGCCCCCCUCUAAUUACAGGAAACAGACCCAGAGUGUGUCAGGGCUUCCUCUGCUGGUCCUGCACACUUCUGCUUCUUCAGAAUCAGGUCCAGGCGCCAUGAGUCGCUGCUGUGUGGUUCAGGUUGUCACCUUGACGGAGAUGCAGCUGCUGCAGGUUCAGAGCCAACUAGAGAACUCCAAGUUCCACCUCCAUCAGAACCAGAAUCAGCAGGUGAAGCAGUAUCUGACACUGAGCACCAAGCUGGCAUCCGCGGCCGGGCAGGGACACGCCCCUGGCCCUCCUCUGGCCACGGUGCCCAUCAUGAGGAACAGUCACAUGACCAGCGUGAGUGACAGCAGCAGCCCCAACAGCCCUGUCACACUGCUCACCAUGGCCAACCACGACAGUGAGUUUCCGAUGGAUGAAGUUAUUGAUGACCUCAUUAGUCUUGAGUCCGGGUUCAAUGACGGGGGCGUGGAUUGUUUGGAUCCAAAGAUCAUGAUGCAAAACAACGUGUCGCUCAGUAGCAGCAUGCUGGACGUCUAUGGGGGUGAACAAGGUAUGAACGCCGCUAAUGGUGGAAUGAGUCCCACAUCUAACCCUGCAAAGCUCACUGUUAAGAGGGAAUACACAGAGCACGACACCCGAGUGAUGGCUAAAGAGCGACAGAAGAAGGACAACCACAACCUCAUUGAACGCAGGCGGAGAUACAACAUCAACUACAGGAUAAAGGAGCUGGGAACCCUUAUUCCGAAGUCCAAUGAUCCCGACAUGCGCUGGAACAAGGGGACCAUCCUGAAGGCGUCGGUGGAGUACAUCCGCUGGCUCCAGAAAGAGCAACAGCAUGCACGCGAGCUGGAGGGCCGGCAGAAGAAGCUGGAGCAGGCCAACCGACGCCUGCUGCUCCGGAUCCAGGAACUGGAGAUUCAGGCUCGAGCACAUGGUCUCCCCAACAUGGCAACAGCGCUGGGGUCUGCAGAGGUCCCAACACACCUCCUCAAGCAGCAGCAGCAACAGCAGCAACAGCAGCAACAGCAGCAGCAGCAGCAGCAGCAGUCAUCAACGCAGACCCCCCUCUACCAGGAAGACCCCAACGCUGACUACCUUCAGAGGAUUGCCGUGGUGGCCGGGGUGCCCUCCCUGGCUUCAUCUGGAGCCGUCGCCCAGGCCGGACAGCCUGACCACCUCUCAGGGGCGGACGGCUGCACCACCUUCUCUGACCCUCUGUCUCACUUCACGGACUUCUUCAGCGCCACACUCAAAGAGGAGCACCGACUGGACGAGAUCCUCAUGGACGAUGCGCUGUCCCCCUUCGGCGCAGACCCGCUGCUCUCGGCCAGCUCGCCAGGGGCCGCGUCCAAAGACAGCAGCCGUCGCAGCAGCUUCAGCUCGGCUGAGGGAGAUGAACUCUAAUGUUGGAAGAGGGCUCCGAGACCCUGUCUGGAACAUCAAACCUCUGCAGCACCUGAGACCCCUGGGCUGUCUUCAAGCCAAAAAAUGGAAUGGAGAAGAAUUCAUAUUUUUGCAUCAGUACCAUUCCAAAAAUUGGAUGUGUAACGAGUCAUACAUCUCCAAACUGCAACUGAACUAAAUGACAUUCUUCACAACAGAACCAAAUUGUCUCUGGUAAAUAUGCUGUAGGUGAAAUACUGGUAAUGUGUCCUCCAGAAGAACAAGGACCACCACAAGGCUCAAGUUUUGGUCCAACCCUCCAAACAUAUUCCUGCCAACAGGAUGUUGGCCCAGAAGAGAUAAAACAAGAAGAGCAAGAAGAGAAAAGCACACCGGUCCGAAGAAGGAAAAUGACCCAAAAAUGUAAAUGUAUAGACGCAACUGGUGUUUAGCUGUUUUAAGUAAUUUAAAACAAAAAAUAUUUUGGGACAUUGUCUCUUAGUUGGCCUCGGUUGGACAGGAUAUUCCACUUUUCCUGAUCAAUAGAUGGGUGGAUGGAUGGGUGCAAGAAUUUAGAAAAGUACCAAAUAGAUGAAAAUAUAAUCUUAAGCGCUUUGCAAGUUCAAAAUGUUCACUACAUAAUUUUUUUCCACAACUGCACGCAUGGAACUUCCAAACAUUAAAACGUGACCACAAGAUGAAAUGUAACCAUCGACUAUGCAAAUGUAUAAGGAAUAUUGUGGUUGUGUCAACAGGGCAAAGAACAAGCCAAAGGUGAUGAGUGUUUUUAACUUUUAAUAUAUUUAUACAAGCUUUUAUAUGAACAGACCAAAAUCAUUUUCUGUGCGCGUCAACACCUCAGUGUUUCUGACUCAAAAAGAUGUCAAAGAUGUGAAACGGUGGUGGUGUGGCUGCUCCUCCUCAAACUUAACUGUUUAUAUAUUUAUAUUGUUUUAACCCAGGUAUUCUCAUGAAACUAUUAUUAUUCGUAUGUAACAUGUUAACUUUUUUAUUCUUC